CCCCCAGCCCUGUCCCCUGUCCCCUACACACCCUAACCCAAACUCAGCCUUUACCCCCAGCCCUGUCCCCUACACACCCUAACCCAAGCUCAGUCUUUACUCCCAGCCCUGUCCCCUACACACCCUAACCCAAACUCAGUCUUUACCCCCAGCCCUGUCCCCUGCACACCCUAACCCAAACUCAGCCUUUACCGUCAGCCCUGUCCCCUGUCCCCUACACACCCUAACCCAAACGCAGUUCCCAACAUUGACCAGCAUGUGGUAAUGAUACUCUCUUCUCAGACAGUAAAUGACCACCAGUCAGCUACAUUUCUUUCGUUAGGAGGGGAUGGAAAAGCAUUGAGACUAUUUGUCAUGGAAGCAAUUUCACUCAUUUACUCAUGUGAAUGUGUCCAAAGAGAUAAGAGAAGCUAAUAUUGAUAGUCACUGUUAAAUCUUUACAGCUCAGGAUAAUAUGACUAUAAUUAAAGACCAUCACUACCAUCUGCUGGCUGGAUCGGUCUUCUGAUUAGAAUGGAAACAGUUUUCAGAACUUCAGAGAUGAUGAACUAAAAUAUGAUGAUAGAAGACGGCACCAUGCUGCAUAAACUCUCUAAUGUUGGUCUCAAGUUAACAAGGUCACAAACCCUCUAAUGUUGGUCUCUAGUUAACAAGGUCACAAAACCUCUAAUGUUGGUCUCUAGUUAACAAGGUCACAAACCCUCUAAUGUUGGUCUCUAGUUAACAAGGUCACAAAACCUCUAAUGUUGGUCUCUAGUUAACAAGGUCACAAACCCUCUAAUGUUGGUCUCUAGUUAACAAGGUCACAAAACCUAUAAUGUUGGUCUCUAGUUAACAAGGUCACAAACCCUCUAAUGUUGGUCACUAGUUAACAAGGUCACAAACCCUCUAAUGUUGGUCACUAGUUAACAAGGUCACAAACCCCGAAACAUUUUUACAUUUUACCAGACUCUCUGUAGUGAGUAUUCAUUUUCAUACUUUUUUAGUAAUUGAAACCACAACUCUGGCAUUGCAAGCACUAUGCUCUACCAACUGAGCUACAUUCUAAAUUCUGAUUUUAACCCUAACCCACAUUGGUAACCUUAUGCCUAACAUUAAACUAAGAUCAGAAAUGUACAUUUCUGUUUUCAUGACAUUUUAUGAUAGGCCUGUAGACAAUUUAGACUUUGUGACUGGGUUUUCUAAUAACUAGAGGCUGUGGGGAAGCGUUUACUCCAAGUGCCUGAGCAAAUGGGAAAGUUGUGUCUCAGUAUAGGACUGAGGUGUAGAUUGUUCUGUAAAAACGUGUAGAUAUGCACAUAUAGUGACUAUUAGAGUGGUUAUGGAUUUAAAUCAACUAUUUUGAAUGUGAAGUGGAGGACGUGAAGACCAGUAAAGUUAAAAUGGCAGAGUCCAGAGUUCAUAAUCAGUUUAAACUCACCACUAAAAACAAUGUGAGGGCUAAUGUUGGUGAAGAGGUCACCCUCCCCUUUCACCUCUCACCUGACACCAGUGCUGUUGCCACGACGAUCAGGUGGUUUAAAGGGACAGAGUGUAUUUACCUGUAUAAGAAUGGCCAGGUGACAGAGAGGAGUGGCUAUGAGGGCAGAGUGAGUCUGAUCACCCAGGAGCUGAAGAGAGGCAACGUGUCUCUGAGGCUGAGAGACUUCAGUUGGUCAGAUAGAGGAGUCUACAUCUGUCAGGUCAUCCAUGGAGAACAGAAGGAGGAGGCUGCAGUGGGUUUAUGGAACAGAGGAGAAGCAGUACAGGUAUUGGCCUCAGGUUCACUGUAUUUACAAUGUGAGACCCAUAAGGACAAGCUGAAGAGGGAGGCAUCAGCUGGUGAGCUUGAGUUGAAGAUGUUUAAAGAGAUGAUGAAUCAACUAGAGGACAGCAACCACAGACUGGGAGAGAAGGACAAACUACUGGGAGAGAAGGACAAACUACUGGAAGAGAGAGACAAACAACUGGAAGAGAGAGACAAACAACUGGAAGAGAGAGACAAACUACUGGAAGAGAGAGACAAACUACUGGAGGGAAAAGAAAAUGAACUAAAAGAGAGGAGACAGGAAGUAGAAGAGAGGAGACAGGAAGUAGAAGAGAGGAGAAACCCAGAACUCCCCUUCAAACAUGGAGAGAUGUCAGAUACAGGUUCCAUCCUCGCAGUCAGGAGGAGAAACAGCAAGGACCUUCCUCCAUUCAUGGGAGGAGAGACCUCUGAUACAGACCCCACACUUCCACUGAGGAGGACAAACAGCAUGGAGUUUAUUCCUCCAGAUAUGGGAGGAGAGAGCAGCAGUCCAGACUCCCCAGUGUCUCCCAGUGUGUCUGAGCUGAGACUGGUGCUGCUGGGGAGGACUGGGGCUGGGAGGAGUGCAGCAGGAAACACCAUCCUGGGCAGAGAGGAGUUUGGGGCCCAGGCCAGCCCCUCUGCAGUGACCCAGAGGACUAAGAGGAGAGAGGGGGACGUGUGUGGGAGACGGCUGGUGCUGGUGGACACUCCAGACUGGUUCUGUCCUGGACUCUCUCUGAAGGAAAUGAGACAGGAUGUGGGGCUCUGUGUCCGUCUGUCUGCCCCGGGACCCCAUGCCUUCCUCCUGGUCAUACCAGUGGAGCCCUCUAAGUGGGAGGAGAGAGGGGUGCUGGAGAGAAUGGAGGAGAUGUUUGGGGAGGAUUUUUGGGGACACACUGUGAUUCUAUUCACCCAUGAUGAUGGACUGAAAGAGCAGAGCAUUGAGGAGUUUCUCCAAGCAGGAAGUCAGGACCUCCAGCAGCUUGUAGAGAAAAGUGGGAGCAGGUACCACGUCCUCAACAUUAGGGACAGGGCCCAUGGCACUCAGGUAUCAGAGCUGCUGGAUCAGGUAGAGGAGAUGGUGGCAGGAAACAGAGAGAGAUUCUACAGCAGUCAGACCUACCAAGAGGCAGAGGACCAGGUUAGAGAGAUGGAGGGGAAGAUCCAGAGAGAGAGAGGAGAGAGGAAACAGAGGGAGGAGAGAGACUUGAGAGAGAGGCUUCAGAAGGAGUUGCAGGACUCUCUGAUAAAGAUAGAGGGAGUGAUCCAGGAACAUGAGGGAGAUAUCAGAACACUCAGUGAAAGAACCAGUGAACUGGAGAGACAGGUGGAAGAAGAGAGGGAUGAGGAGAAGAAAAGAGAGCUGGAGAGGGAGCUGAAGAGGGAGUCUGAUAGGAGGGAGGAGAUGGAGAGAAAGCUGGAGAGAUUUAGAGAGAAGAGAGAGAAUGAGAGGAGGGAGAUGGAGGAGAGACACAGACAGGAGAUAGAGGAGAUGAUGGAGAACUAUGAAGGAGAGGCCAGAGUUGAAGCAGAGAGAAACCUGAUGAAGAUAGUCCUACCUGAGUUACAGAGGAAUAUCAUGAUCUCACAGACAAAGAUGGAGAGGGAGUUCAGCAGACAGAUGAAAGAGAAGAAUAUAGAGAUGGAGAGACUAAGACAGAACUUGAAAGAAGUCAGGGAAGCUCACUCAGUGUUGCAGAAGGGACUGGAACGAGAGGGGAAAGGUCAGAGGGCACUGAUAGGGUUGUUGGGCUGGGUCAGGAGAAACUCAUCAAGUUGGCUUCUCCACAAUCUGAUAUGAUUCACCAUCACCGUCUAUGAUGACGAACCAGACCAGGUCUACUGUCCACUGUACCGUGGGGGGUGACCAUGGAUCAUGGUGGUCAUGGGGAAAACAGGACAGAAUCAUGUCUGGUCCAGUCUACAGUGUCAAGAGAAGGAGGGGAGGGAGGUCUGUAAAGAUCUUGAUGAGACGUAAAACACAAUUCCAAUCCAACGUAGAUUAUUGACCUUUGCACUGCAGACCUUUAGAAUGGAGAGGGUUAUGGGGGGUCAGGAGGUCAGCGGGCGGAGUCAGAGACUGAGAACUCUAAAGAUCUGAGUGAGACUUUUACUCAGUGUUUGAGGAGGUCUACUAUUGAACAGAGAACCAUACUGUAUUUACCACACACUACUUCCUGUUCUUAUUCAAAUUGUUUCAUGUUGAAACUUUAAAUAUACACUGAGUGCACAAAACAUUAAGAACACCUUCCUAAAGGUGUUACAAUAAAAUGUAACUUUGUAAGA
This is a messenger RNA of Oncorhynchus mykiss (rainbow trout), 4057 nucleotides long. The record is from RefSeq and is a predicted model, not a curated record. NCBI's taxonomy places the organism in Eukaryota, Metazoa, Chordata, Actinopteri, Salmoniformes, Salmonidae.